UGCAUUUGAUCACGACAUGUCAGACGCAUAUAACCUAUCGCACGGUGAUGGCUCCUCAAACGACGAGGCCCUCCAGACUCAGAAGAAGCGCAAGCAAAAGAAAGCUAAGCACAACCUAAAGAAAGCUGCGCGCAAACAGGAAAUUAGGGAGGAAAGAAAGUCCAAACGUCGUGCUGAGAGAAUGGCCAAGACCAGAGAACACAUCAAAAGGCAUCGUCUGAUCUCUAACUAUCUGGGCAAAGACGUCAGCAAAGUUUUCAGUAAGCUGUCGGAAGAGUCGAAGCAGAAUCUCGUCCGCAUCUCCUUUGGAGCCCGCACUAAGACCGGUGAGUCUACGGAGAAGCAGCUCGAGCAUCUCAAAUGGGCAGCCACGACUUUCAGCUCUGCUGCUCUGUCCUACUACGUCCGUGUCUUCAAGGUCGACAAACGUAUGAGGAAACAGAUGGAGCAACUUGAACACGAGGAAGAGCCAGUCAAGGAGGAGCUAAGCGAGGCCGCCAGAAUCGAGCCGAUCGAAACACUGCCCCAGCGCGAGAGGUUCCAAGUACUGAUCCAACUGGCGGAGGAGAAGAAGCACGAGGACAAGAAGGCACGAGAGAGCUUCAACAGAUGGUCUCUGGCCCAGCUAGAUGGAACGUGGGGUCCUAGGUUCACCAAGGUGAUCCAGAAUCAGCCAUACAGAGAUNCAAAAAAGAAACUGCGGGCAUUGCUGAACAGAACACUUUCGGAGGUACCUUUCGACGCAACGGAGCGUAGGCUUGACNUUCUGUCUUUACUCAUGCGCAUUUCGGAGUCCAUCGCCCGUCGACCCUGGCCCGAGAGACCAACGACAUCGAUAGACNAUACUCACCCCCGAACAGAAACGUGCAAGCCGAACUUUUACAAGACAGGGAAAGUGAUGGAACAGCAAGGCAAGCCAAUGUCAUUGGAAGACCUACAAGUACUCAGCCCUGAAGAGAAACUUGCAGUACAGGCUUUUCAAAGAGAAUGGAAGGAGAUGAAGCAAGAAGACAAUCUCCUUGAUCAACUUCACAAGCGCAUCGAGAAGAGUUGGCCACAUGUAUCCAGAGGUGGGGUCGAAAGACUCCAUAUUGAGGAGCUGAUCGAUAAUGUCCGACUCAUCGACGAGAAGAUCAUGGGUAUCCCUUUGCUUCCAUCCACUGGCUGUAUCCAACACAUCGUCGAGAUUGUCGAUCGAACAUGGCUCAUGGAGAAUCGCUAUCCAGACGACGACUGUUGUACUAUGCCGGCUGAACUUCUCGAAGAGUUCGACGACAAUCUCUACAUGAAGGAUGUCUACGAUGACUGGAGAGCUACUAAUCCUCCUGAUUCUGAGCGCCUUUCGGACUUUGUGAAGGAAGGCUCUCCU
This is a messenger RNA of Aureobasidium vineae, 1369 nucleotides long. The record is from the annotation of a GenBank genome assembly. Lineage: Eukaryota; Fungi; Ascomycota; Dothideomycetes; Dothideales; Saccotheciaceae.